This is a messenger RNA of Trypanosoma conorhini, 381 nucleotides long. Its product is annotated as glyceraldehyde 3-phosphate dehydrogenase. The transcript has a single exon. The record is from RefSeq and is a predicted model, not a curated record. NCBI's taxonomy places the organism in Eukaryota, Euglenozoa, Kinetoplastea, Trypanosomatida, Trypanosomatidae. The annotation marks the transcript as partial. Gene Ontology annotation, molecular function: oxidoreductase activity, acting on the aldehyde or oxo group of donors, NAD or NADP as acceptor; NAD binding.
AUGGCCAUCAAGGUCGGCAUUAACGGCUUCGGCCGCAUUGGACGCAUGGUCUUCCAGGCCCUCUGCGAGGCAAACCUUCUCGGGACGGAGAUUGACGUCGUGGCGGUGGUGGAUAUGAGCACGGAUGCGGAGUACUUUUCAUACCAGAUGCGCCACGACUCCGUGCACGGCAAGUUCAAGUACAAGGUGACAACGGCGAAGAGCAACCCAUCCGUGGAGAAGGACGACGUGCUGGUGGUGAAUGGGCACCGAAUCCUCUGCGUGAAGGCGCAGCGCAACCCGGCGGACCUCCCGUGGGGCAAGCUCGGCGUGGAGUAUGUAAUUGAGUCAACGGGCCUGUUCACCUCCAAGGCGGCGGCGGAGGGCCACUUGCGGGGCGGU